Messenger RNA from Aspergillus terreus NIH2624, 417 nucleotides. RefSeq lists its product as uncharacterized. The coding region runs from base 1 to 417 and encodes 138 amino acids. Lineage: Eukaryota; Fungi; Ascomycota; Eurotiomycetes; Eurotiales; Aspergillaceae. The record is from RefSeq and is a predicted model, not a curated record. The transcript has 2 exons.
AUGGAUAUGAAUAUGGAGGUCGUCCCUUUUCGGAAUUCCGUCGUGGAGACAACAGCUUCAGAGGCCAUUCCCCAACUCAACUUUUAUGCAUUGCCAUCUACAACUACCGAGGUCCAGGAAGCCAGCUACUUCCCAAGUUCGCAUGAAACCGAGCUGGGUCCUGAAUCCCUACUACUUCUACCAGAGCUGGGUGUACCAGUCACGACCCUAAACACAGAAGUCUCACAAGAUGAGUACCAAGACACGACCGUCUGCGCUGUGGCCCUGGAGCUGGUCAUGAGCUGCAACACAAAGAACCUAAGUAUUCUAGAGCUUGAUAUGCGACUCCGAUGUGGGUAUAGGAGUGCGCGGUUCCAGUGGGAAGGCUGCAGGGUCGACAACCAGGUUUUGUUUGCUGUACUUUCUGAGAUUACGUAG